Spirodela intermedia is the source of this 1922-nucleotide messenger RNA. NCBI's taxonomy places the organism in Eukaryota, Viridiplantae, Streptophyta, Magnoliopsida, Alismatales, Araceae. The record is from the annotation of a GenBank genome assembly.
AUGUCGUCGGCGAAAUCUUCUCGCUGGGUUCUCUCAGAUGUGGAGAUGAUGAAGGAGAGGUUCUCCAAGCUGCUCCUGGGCGAGGACAUGUCCGGCGGGGGCAAAGGGGUCUCGUCUGCACUAGCUCUGUCCAACGCCAUCACUAAUCUCGCAGGUCCAUCAGUCAACCUGUGUUCUACUUGGAGGAAAAGUCUACCCCUUCCCACCAUGAAAGUAGUCCGAGAAAAGCUUCGUUCUUUGUUGUUCUUGAGCUGACCUGAUCCUGCGAAGCGGCAUGAUCUGUCUGUUUCUUCUUCAGCUUCCGUCUUCGGGGAGCAGUGGCGGCUGGAGCCCAUGUCCCGGGAGCGGAAAGCCCGCUGGCGGAAGGAGAUCGAGUGGCUCCUCUCCGUCACGGAUCACAUUGUAGAGUUCGUCCCUUCCCAGCAGAAAUCUAGCGAUGGAACCAUCAUGGAGGUCCUCCUUCUCUCUCUCAAUGAAUGAUCUUCUUCUUCUUCUUCUUCUUCUUCUUCUUCUUCCUCCUCGUCGUCGUCGUCGUCUUCUGCUUCUUAUUCUUCUUCGUCGUCGUCAUCGUCGUCGCCUUCUGCUUCUUCUUCCUCGUCUUCGUCGUCGUCUUCUUCUUCCGUAAAUCUCUCUCUCUCUCUCUCUCUCUGAGAUGGUCGUCGUCUUGAUGCAUGCAGAUCAUGGUGACCCGGCAGAGGACCGAUCUCCACAUGAACAUCCUGGCGCUGCGGAAGCUUGACGCCAUGCUCGUCGUAAGACCUCCAUCUCCCUUCCUAUCGUCCCCCCCUCCCAAAAACCGUAACCCUAAACCAGAGACCCCUCCCUUCUCUUCCUUCUGCAACAGGACCUCCUCGACAACUUCAAGGACCAGAACGAGUUCUACUACGCCUCCAAGGACGAUCCCGAUGCCCAACCCGGCGGCGGCGGCGUCGGCCCCCCAAAGCGGAACGACGACAAAUGGUGGCUGCCGGCGGCGAAGGUCCCCCCCUCCGGCCUCUCCGACAUCUCCCGCCGGUGGCUCCACUUCCAGAAAGACUCCGUCCACCAGAUCCUAAAAGCCGCCAUGGCCAUCAACUCCCAGGUCCUCUCCGAGAUGGCCAUCCCCGACGCCUACAUCGACUCCCUCCCCAAGGCAACCCCGACCCUCCUCCCUCCUCCGCCGCCAUCGCCGGAGGCGCCGCCGACUGACCUCCACUCACCUCCAUCUCCCGCAGAACGGCAGGGCGAGCCUGGGCGACGCUAUCUACCGGGCCAUCACCGACGACGCCUUCGACCCAGAGCAGCUCCUCUCGACGCAGGAUCUGUCGACGGAUCACAGGGUGCUCGAUCUCAAGAACAGGAUCGAAGCCUCGGUGAUCAUCUGGAAGAGGAAGAUGAACAGCAAGGAGGGGAAGCCCUCCUCGUGGAGCAUCGCCGUGAGCAUGGAGAAGAGGGAGCUCUUCGAGGAGAGAGCCGAGACCCUCCUCCUCCUCCUCAAGCAGCGCUUCCCGGGAAUCCCUCAGUCGCUCCUGGACGUGAGCAAGAUCCAGUUCAACAGGGACGUGGGCCAGUCGGUGCUCGAGAGCUACUCCAGGAUCCUGGAGAGCCUCGCCUUCAUGGUCAUGUCGAGGAUCGAGGACGUGCUCUACGCCGACUCCCUCGCCGGAGCUGCUCCGCCGGCGGAGGGCGGGGGGGAGGCGGUGAAGUUUCCCACUGUCGAGGAGGAGGCGGAGAGGGUCAACGCCAAGGAGGCUCCGUCAUCCAUGACGCUCUCUGAUUUCAUGGGCCUGGACUUGGGCCACGACGGCGACAGGAAGAAGAAGACGGAGGAUGCUGACGGGGUCAACGCGGCCGCCGCCAAGAUCGUCACCCCCCAGGCCCUCAAGAGUUUCUCCUACACCGAGAGCCUCCUCGGCCUAAGGAGCCCCACUGCUCGACAUUGA